Messenger RNA from Drosophila subobscura, 6208 nucleotides. RefSeq lists its product as uncharacterized. The transcript has 4 exons. NCBI's taxonomy places the organism in Eukaryota, Metazoa, Arthropoda, Insecta, Diptera, Drosophilidae. Bases 473 to 4309 code for a protein of 1278 amino acids. The record is from RefSeq and is a predicted model, not a curated record.
CAGUAACUGUUCAAGCGACAGCGACGCGGCGCUGCAGCGGCGACAGAGCAAUUGAGCGAAAUCAGCAACAGCUGCAGCGACGCUUGCGGGAGGGGCACGCGCACGCUCACUGAUGGCGGAGAAGAUGCUCAAGAUGAUGAUGAUGAUGAUGAUGCCAGUCAGCCUCAAGAGCCACAACACAAUGCCAAGUGCCAACAACAACAGCAACAGCAGCAGCAAGCACAGCGAAAGGGAAAAUUAAGUGCCAAAGGCAAGAAGAGCCAACAGAUUUUCACCAGCAAAGCAAACUCGAAACCAAAUUUACAUAACAAAACAAGACAGGAAGAAGAAGCAGCAGCGGCAGCAGCAGCAGCAGCAGCAGCGAAGAGUGCAAAAGAAGCAGUGGGAGAAGCAGUACGAAAAGCAGUUGGAUAAGCAGUGCAAGCAGAAGCCAAAAGCAGCAGCAGAAGAGUUCGCGGUAAGCGCAGCAGCAAUGUCAACUGCACUGGGCAGCGGCAGCAGAGGGCGUGGCAGUCAGGGCAGCACCCUGUGGGUGUUGCUUCUGCUGGCCACAACCGUCCUCAGUAGCAGAGCAGCGCCCACAGCGGUGGAAGUGGCUGCGGCAGUGCAGAGCAGCAGCACCAGCACCACAUUUGGCAGCACCACCACCGAGCUGGAGAGCAACGUGCCAAAAGGAAACACCAAGCCACCACCAACCACCAGUGGCACCACCAAGACACCACUUGUGGGCAAUGCAACAACCGAUAGAGAACCACCAACGAAAGCCGAGAGCGAUGACCACCUCAUGCAGCCACCACAGGCGGUGGUGCAGCUGCUGGACUUGGAGCACACAGAGGCCCCGCCCAUGAACAGUGGACACGAUGGCCUCAAGCUGACGCGAAAGAAGCAGCUGCAGCAGCAGCAUUUCCCCACACCACCAGCAGCGGCAGCAGCAGCAGCAGCAACCACUUCACCCACCGUGGAAACAAGCAGCACCACCAGAACCACCAUAACAACAACAACGGCCACAACUGCAAUUGAAUCGGAAAUGGAGAGGAUUCCAAUACCCACCAGCAGCAGUCCGGGCACAACCAAGCCCCUGCUGCCCGUGCACAAUGGAUACUUGGGUCCGAUAUUCAUGGGCGAGAAAACAUUUGCUGUGGUGCACCCGCUGAAGAAGCCGCAGCCGCCGAACCACCUGCACGUGGCAUCGAUCGAGUCGCAGCUGCGCAACGGACGCCUCGUGGAGAUCCUGGCCCCCACGUCGCUGCUCGAGCAGCAGACAGAGAGCACCACAGCCACAGCCACAGCCACACCCGAUUCAGCCUCGAUGCUGCCAUCGAUUUCGGUGCUUUCCAGCACGGUUUUCCAGGUGCCAGAGCCGCUGACGAGCACCACGCGCCUGCCCCUGAGCAGUGGCCCCGAGCCAGUGUCGGGCCCAGCGCCACCGCGCACCGAAUCCAAGAUCUCGGACAUACAGAUCGAGGUGUAUGACUCCACGGUGGACUCGAUUGUGGCAUCCACGAACUUCCGCGACAACGAGGGCUACUAUCCGCCGCCAGUGGAGUCGGGCACCACCCGGCCACCGCGACCGCCAGUGGGUCCGCCCCAGGAGCGCUUCACGCAGUACGUAAUCGAUCGGGCCGAUGUCUCCACGCAGCCCGCCUCGAGUGGCUCGCUGCUGGGCAAGCCCGAGCCGGCGGCCAUUGAGAUCCACAUCAAUGUGUCCGAGGCCUUUGGCAGCGAGAGCGAGGACCUGGAGUUCUCGUACCGCCAGCCGCAGCUGAAGCCGAGCAAGCCCAGCGAUGAGAUUCUCGUCGUGGAGAUCAUCGACAACGGCAACGGAAACGGCAACGGGGACAACAGCAGCACGGAGAGCUCAUCGAGUGGCGAGCACAUCAAUCCGAUAUUCACCUUCCGCUCGGACGCGGUGGCCAAUCCUCCGCCCGCGGUGCGACCGCCCCAGCUCCAGGAUGCCGAUGAGCUCUUCAUGGCGGAUCUGAAGGAGGGCGAAGGUGUGCCACGGCCACCGCCACCGCCACCACCGCCGCCACCGCGAAAGCCCAGCAUCGAUCGCGACUCGGACACGAUCUUUUACAUUUCCAACACGGAGGUGAAGGUGGGCGAGUCCCUGCCCACGGGCACCCCUGCCAGCGAUCAGCAGCAGCGCAAGUUCCAGCUGGAGAAUCAGUUCUUCCCGGCCAGCUACGUGAUGGAUCAGCAGCAGCAGCAGCAGCAGCAGCAGCGAUCCUCCCUGGCAACACCUCGCUACGAGGAGGACAUCAUUCUCUCGCCUGUGCACAACACCGCCGAUGCCUUGAAGAUCUUCCGCAGCACGGGUCCGAGUAGCGGCGAUGGAGCACCGCCGCUGGACGUCACCUAUGUGGGCGAGUCGGUGAUCGAGGUGGAGCAGCAGCCGCAGAGUGCCGGCAGCACACAGGCACCGCUCAGCCACUCGCCCCAGUCGGACAUCGUCAUUCAGCCGGCCGUGCUGCCCGAUCUGGCGAUUGGGGUGCCCGUGAUCGGGGAGCUGCCGCCGCAGAUCGAGCUGAAGGAGAUCGACUACAUGCCCGGGGAGCUGGGCGGCAUGGGCAUCUACGAGAACGACAUUCAGAGCAACAGCAUCGGCAUUGGCGUCGACAGUGAUCCGGAUGUGAUCGAGAGCUCCAUCCAGUAUGGCGGCGACCUCAUCGAUGAUGGCGCAGGCGGCGGCUUCGAUGGCGUUGAGGGCUCCUAUCCCUUCGACAGCCCAGCGCAUCGUCAGCUGCAGGAUGGCCAGGAUCAUCUGCCCCGCCACUCGCCUGCCAGUCAUCUGCACCGCGAACAGCUGCCCAUGGCGGAGCUGUUGAAUGCCACUCUGCUGCAGCACAAUGAGAACGGCUCGGUUGGCGGCGGCGGCGGCGGCGGCGGCGGCGAGUCUGGCAGCGUCUCGGCCAUGGCACCGCUCCUCUCCAGCGGUGUGGGCAACCCCCAGGCACUCGGCAACGCCACAGCCCUGUCCGAUGACACGCUCGAUGACUUUGAGAGCUAUCUCAAUCUGUUUGCCGUCUCCAUGGGUCUCAUCAUUGUCGUUCUACCCUCGGGCCUGCUCAUCUCCAUGUACUGUGCCAUUCGUUAUAUGCUGAACAAAAACGCGCGAAAGGGACUCUGCGGCGCCCACAGCGAUGACAGCGAGCAGGGCACGGACUCCAAGAAUGAGGACAUCUCCAGGAACGCGCGAGAGACCAAGAUGCACACGGACAAGGAUGGAGUGUUUGUGGUGGAAGUGGCACGUGGCAUUGACUCCAAGCAGACGGCAGACAUGCCCGGAUCAGCGCUCGAGACCACCGAGCUGCCCUUCGACACGAAGCUGCAGCAGGCCAAUGGACUGCACAUCCUGGACGCACAGAGCCUGCCGCCCAGCCACGAGCAGGUGCAGAUCCAUGCUCCACCCAGCGACUUCAGCAAUCCCAUCUUGCCGCCGGUCAAUCCCACUUCGGGCGUGCUCCAUCUCAUCGAGGAGGCGGAGGAGCAGCUGCUGGAGGAGGCUGCCAGGCCACAGCAGGAGGAUCUCGCCCUGGUCGAUCUCGCACAAACCGGACUCUCCCAGUCGGAUCUCAGCUCCACCUCGUCGACCGACUCCAACAAGCGCUACUCCUACGGCAACCAGGAGCUGUAUGUCAUCGAGCAGUCCGGCUAUGCCACCAGCUCCCCCACAGCACAGCCGAUUCUGCCAACCAUCAAGCCGAAGGAGCAGCUCGAGGAGGAGAAAACGGGGGAGCAGACAGCAAAGGCUGAGGAACAGGCGCCAGAUUCAGAGCAGCAGACAGACACCAAGCCUGAACCAGAGCCAGAACCAGAGCCGCAGCUCGAGCUGAAGGCAGAAGCCAAGCCGGAGGAGGAACAGCAAGCCGAACCGGAACCGGAACCAGAACCGCAGCCAGAAAGUGUCACCGAAAUGGAACCCGACAACACCUACGACAGUCUGAUGAGUCUGCCUGCACCACCAUCCACCGAGGAGAUCAAGGAGCUGAAUGACUUCUCGCUGCUGGAGUCGAAUCAGUUGGACUCGCUGCCCCCACCGCCACCGCCACCGCUAGCCGAGGCAGAGCCGGAGAAGAAGGAGCCAGGGAAGGCCAUCAUCAGCCCCGGACAUGGUAAUGGGAACGGAAUGAGCAAGGUGUCCCCUGGAGUUGCCGAGGAGCCGCCGGCCACACUAACGCCGCCCGCCUCGCCGCCCGCAUCGCCACCACAGACGCCACAGUCCCCGACCACCAUCUAUGGCUCCAGCAAUGGCCUGCCCAAUGGCCACCAUGCCCUGGCCGCGGUGGUCGAUGUGAAUGGCAGUUAAGAAAGGCCAGGUAAGAGCAAAUCAUGAUCCAGAGAUGGAGAGCAGAAGCCCAGGCAGAUCCCAGAGAGGAGCGAAAGUUCUUCCUUCCUUUUUUUUUUUUGCAUCCGCGAAUAGUUCCCCUCUAGGGUGUAAGGAAAAAACAAAGCCCCAAAUGGGAUUCAAAUUAAACAAAAAAAAACACUAAAAACAAACGAGAAAAAGUUCCACUUGAAAGUUUUUUCGUUGAUUUUUCAAAUAUUACGAGAUAACAAUUACAAACGAUUCGUAUAAAUAAAUCAUAGUUAAUUGAUUGUCUAUUUGCGGCUGGUCGCUCCCCCAGCAAAAACCAAAACCAAAACCGAAAACAAAACAAAAUCCACCUUCAAGCCCAACUCUUCUCAACCCUUUUAUGGGGGGGAGAGGCGUACGGCUAAAGCGUAUUUAAAUGUCUAACUAAAAGGAAAACCAAAACCGAAAACAAAUAGAAAAUAAAAAAUGCAAACAGAAACAUACAGCAAAUACGAUCUACGAAAUAAGCAAAGCGAUGAAAAAAGAUGAUAAAAAAUGGUAAUUGAAAACUGGCAGAUACAAAUGGAAGCCCGUUGAGGCAUAAAGGCAAAAACAAACAGCAAGAAAAAAGCCCAAAAACCACACGAAGCGAUGCAGAAUAAUUACAUAUUACUCGCAUGUAAUAAAGCACAAUUAAUUAGUUUUAAUCAUUUACAAACACACAUUUACACACAACGAUUGGAACACAAUCGUAGCGAAAAUUAGGACAUAAUUAUUUACACAUUUGUUGCCACACUUUAAAGCGAGUUGCUCUGUGUCCGCAGGAGAUCAUUUCGAUUUGUUUGCAGUUUGCUGACAAAUUGAAUAGGUGGUAGGCGUAGGCGGAGGGCGGUGGCUCUUACAAUGAAUUGGUUUCAAAGAUCUCCGACAAACAUUGGAGUAAAAUGAGGCAGAAGGAGCGUUUUCCAUGCUCCUCGUUGGGGGAACAGAAGGAACAUUUUCAAUGUAAAUUCAAAGAAAAAUUCAGAGCCCUCAAAUUUCCCUGAAAUAUGAACCAAAGGAUGGACAUAUUUUGUGGCUAUAGUGGUAAAAGUUCACUGGUAGUUUAGCGCAUUCGCUUUUAUCCUUAUGAGACACAGAGCACUUGCAGAUCGUUUAUCCCCAGCCCAAAGCCCAAACCCAAAGCCAACCCGUAAACACCCACUUGAUGGAAUCAAAUGUGCCGAACUUUUGUGGCCAAAUGAGCAAACGACAGACACAAUUUACAAAGAGAAGAAAAACGAACCAUUUAUACAAUUGCGGCUGGAGAAUAGAUCACUUCCAGUACUCACUUGUGGAUGUACUUACGAUGCAACCUUUCAACACACAAAGAAAAGCCAAAGUUAGCUCUAGUUAUAGUCGAUAUAUUGUGUCCUUGUGUGGGAUGCAACAAUUCAAUGUUUCCCAACCAUACCGACAUAUGUAGAUGUAAGCAAUUAACUGGCAAAUUAUCGUAGCCACAGUGGAGAAACUUUUCAAUCUAGCAUUUGCCCAACAUAAAUAAUAAACACAUAACAAACAGCAAGCAACUAUGCACAUUGGUAUAUACACUUACGCAUAUACUACGGCUAACAGAUAUUAUAGAUCGAAGCUCGAAAGAACUCUCUCAGAAGUAGAACUAGAAAUAUUAGAAGAGUGGGGGGAAUGGUCGUGCACUGCAAGUGGCGCGGCGCGUAUGUAUUUUGUAAGUAGUAAGAAUUAUACAUUACGAGUCUACACGCAUGCAUGCAUACAUAUGUAAUGUAAUGUAAUGUAAAGUAUGUGAGCAGAUGCCAGACUUCCCGCUGGAACAUAGUCCCUGACUAACGUUUAACCAAUUCUGUUGUUUAAGUUUGUUCCAAUUGUUUUAUUGACAAUUACCCAAACAAAAAA